Messenger RNA from Mobula hypostoma (lesser devil ray), 15430 nucleotides. Its product is annotated as disco-interacting protein 2 homolog A-like. NCBI's taxonomy places the organism in Eukaryota, Metazoa, Chordata, Chondrichthyes, Myliobatiformes, Myliobatidae. Gene Ontology annotation, cellular component: cell surface. Bases 110 to 4795 code for a protein of 1561 amino acids. The record is from RefSeq and is a predicted model, not a curated record. The transcript has 38 exons.
GAGUGGAGGAAGGGCUGUUUGAUAGCGCGUGCUGGCGCUAUGGCAGCGUUGAGCAGCGCGUGAGGAACAGAGGACGCCGAGAGAGAAAGAGAGAGCGAGAAAAAUAUCCAUGGCCGGCAUGGAAACACCCAGCCUCCCGCGCGACGUGAAGGUGAAACUGGCCGAGCUCGAACUUGAGCUCUCCGAGGGUGAUAUCACUCAGAAGGGCUAUGAAAAGAAGAAGGCCAAACUGCUGGCGCCAUACAUACCACAGACUGUAGGUGUAGAUCCUUUUCAGCUUGAGCCCAGACUUCCUGGUCCUCUCCAAUCUUCACCUUUUUCCUCUAAUGUCCCUUUUGUGGCUGCAUCCAGACAGCCCAAAUCCAGAGCCUCCAAUUCCAGAGAUGAACGCUAUCGAUCUGACUUGCACACAGAAGCAGUCCAAGCUGCACUCGCCAAAUACAAAGAGAGAAAAAUGCCGAUGCCUUCCAAGAGGCGCUCUGUGCUUGUUCAUUCAUCAUUAGAUGCAUACACUCCUCCAGACACAUCCUCAGCAUCAGAAGAUGAGGGCUCACUCCGUCGUCAGGGCCGGAUCACGUCCACUCCAAAGCAGGGCCAUUUGAACGUUGAGCACUGGCUUAACAAGGUUAUCCAGAGCUCCUCCACCUCAUCCUCUGCAUCGUCCACCUCAUCACAUGUAGGAGGGAAACCUACUGCUUCACUAGCUGACCUCAUGGCGCAUUCCCAUUUAGACAACCACUCAGCACCGCCAGAUGUGACCACAGGUGCAUCAGAGCGUGUUACCCACUUUGAGAGACCACAAGUGUCUUCAGUUCGUGGUGUACCUCGAGUUUUCAACAGUGGCUCAAUGGAGACUGCUGAUGGAGUACCUGUGAAUAGUAGAGUUUCAUCAAAAAUUCAGCAGCUUCUGAACACACUCAAGAGACCCAAGCGACCACCUUUGAAGGAGUUCUUUGUGGACGACUUUGAAGAACAGCUAGAAGCCCCUCAAGCUGACCCAAAUCAGCCAAAACCAGAAGGUUUGCAGACGACGCCUUUACAAGGAGAACCAUUAGGAGUAGUGACAAAUUGGCCUCCAUCGCUGCUGGCAGCUCUACAAAGAUGGGGCACCACUCAACCCAAAGCAUCUUGUCUGACCUCACUGGAUACAACAGGGAAGCCAGUUUAUACACUCACUUAUGGGAAGCUUUGGACUCGGAGCCUCAAACUGGCCUACACACUUCUCAACAAACUGAGCAGCAAGAAUGAUCCGCAGCUGAGACCUGGUGAUAGAGUUGCUUUGGUGUAUCCAAACAAUGAUCCUGUGGCGUUUAUUGUGGCAUUUUACAGUUGCCUUUUAGCAGAAUUGGUUCCUGUGCCCAUUGAAGUACCACUAACAAGAAAGGAUGCUGGCAGUCAACAAAUUGGCUUUCUGCUUGGUAGCUGCGGUGUAUCAGUAGCACUAACAUGUGAUGCCUGCCAUAAAGGAUUACCAAAGUCCCAAGCUGGGGAUAUUGUGCAAUUUAAAGGUUGGCCUCGACUGGGUUGGUUUGUCACAGAUGUUAAAAACUUAUCUAAACCUCCUAAGGACUGGCACCCAGUGAUCAGAGAUGCCAGUAAUAAUAUUGCUUAUAUUGAGUACAAGACAAGUAAAGAAGGAAGUUCAAUGGGCAUCACAGUAUCUCAGACAGCAAUGUUAGCACAUUGCCAUGUCCUUAGUCAAAGCUGUAGGUACAGUGAAGGGGAGACAUUAACAAAUGUUUUGGAUUUUAAAAGGGAUGCUGGUCUGUGGCAUGGCAUUUUAACUAGUGUCAUGAACAGAAUGCAUGUCAUCAACAUUCCCUAUGCUCUGAUGAAAGUAAAUCCUCUUUCUUGGAUACAGAAGGUCUGUGCCUACAAAGCUCACGUUGCUGUGGUGAAGUCUCGGGACAUGCAUUGGGCUCUCUUAGCUCAGCGAGAUCAGAGGGAUGUAAGCCUCAGCUCACUGCGAAUGUUGAUUGUAGCAGAUGGUGCAAACCCAUGGUCAAUAUCAUCUUGUGAUGCAUUUAUGAAUGUAUUUCAGUCACGUGGCUUACGACCUGAGGUGAUCUGUCCAUGUGCUAGCUCGUCAGAAGCUCUGACAGUGGCUAUUCGCAGACCUGGUGACUUAGGAGGACCUUUAUCAGGGAAGAUGGUGCUAUCUAUGAAUGGCUUGAGUUACGGUGUAAUACGUAUGGACACAGAAGAAAAGCUCUCUGUUCUGACCGUCCAAGAUGUGGGUGCUGUUAUGCCUGGAGCAUUGGUGUGCAUUGUAAAGUUUGAAGGCACCCCAUAUCUAUGCAAAACGGAUGAAAUUGGUGAGAUCUGUGUGAGCUCGCGUGCUUCAGGGACAUCAUACUAUGGACUUCCUGGAAUGACAAAGACUGUUUUUGAGGCUGUGCCAGUGAAUGCUGGAGGAGUUCCUGUCAGUGAGCACGUCUUCACAAGAACUAACUUACUGGGCUUUCUAGGAUCAGGAAACCAAGUAUUUGUGGUAGGGAAGAUGGAUGGCCUGAUGUUGGUCAGUGGACGGAGGCACAAUGCAGACGAUGUUGUUGCAACAGCUUUAGCCGUGGAGCCCAUGAAGUUUGUUUACAGAGGGAGGAUCGCAGUAUUUUCGGUGAAUGUACUCCAUGAUGAACGCAUUGUAUUGGUGGCAGAGCAAAGACCAGAUGCUUCAGAGGAGGACAGUUUUCAGUGGAUGAGUAGAGUCUUGCAAGCUAUCGACAGUAUCCAUCAGGUAGGAGUUUACUGCCUGGCCCUGGUACCUGCUAAUACACUUCCCAAAACUCCUUUAGGAGGGAUCCACCUGUCUGAAACCAAACAGCGUUUUCUGGAAGGGUUGUUGCACCCAUGCAAUGUGUUAAUGUGUCCCCACACCUGUGUCACCAACCUUCCUAAGCCUCGGCAAAAGCAGCCAGAAGUGGGUCCUGCUUCCAUGAUAGUUGGUAACCUUGUGGCAGGAAAGCGAAUGGCACAGGCCUCGGGCAGGGAUGUCACACAGUUUGAAGACAAUGAUCAGGCUCGGAAGUUUUUGUUUUUGGCAGAUGUAUUGCAUUGGCGUGCUCAGACCACUCCAGACCAUCCUCUUUUCCUCCUCCUGAAUGCCAAGGGCACUGUAGUGAAUACAGCUACGUGUAUACAACUGCACAAGAGAGCUGAGAGAGUUGCUGCAGCCUUGCUGGAAAAGGGGCGUCUCAAUACUGGGGACCAUGUGGCAUUGGUUUAUCCACCAGGUAUCGACCUUAUAAUAACUUUCUACGGGUGUCUGUAUGCAGGAUGUGUACCUGUUGCUGUGCGACCACCUCAUCCUCAGAACCUCGCCACAACUUUGCCAACUGUCAAGAUGAUUGUUGAGGUAAGCAAAUCUGUGUGCAUACUCACAACACAAGCUAUAUUAAAACUGUUUCGUUCAAAAGAGGCAGCUUCAGCAGUGGAUGUCAAGACCUGGCCAACGGUUAUAGAUACUGAUGACCUACCAAGAAAGAAGCCCCCCCAGAUAUAUAAAGCCCCAACACCUGAAAUGUUGGCAUAUCUGGACUUCAGUGUAUCUACUACUGGAAUCCUGGCAGGAGUGAAGAUGUCUCAUGAAGCAACUAGUGCUAUGUGUCGCUCCAUUAAGUUGCAAUGUGAGCUCUACCCUUCCCGACAGAUUGCAGUUUGCCUUGAUCCCUACUGCGGUCUUGGUUUUGCACUUUGGUGCCUCUGUAGUGUGUAUUCAGGUCAUCAGUCCAUCCUUGUUCCUCCACUUGAAUUGGAGAGCAACGUCUCUCUGUGGCUCUCUGCAGUUAGUCAGUACAAAGUGCGCGUGACUUUCUGUUCCUACUCUGUAAUGGAGAUGUGCACUAAAGGACUUGGUGCACAAACAGAUGCACUCAAGGCAAAAGGUGUAAAUUUGUCCUGUGUUCGAACAUGCAUGGUGGUUGCAGAGGAGCGACCACGUAUAGCGCUUACACAGUCCUUCUCCAAGUUAUUUAAGGACCUUGGACUAUCUCUGAGAGCUGUCAGUACAACCUUUGGCUGCAGGGUCAAUGUGGCCAUCUGCUUACAGGGAACAUCUGGACCUGAUCCAACUACAGUCUUUGUGGAUAUGAGAGCCCUCCGUCAUGACAGGGUGCGUUUGGUAGAGAGAGGCUCCCCACAUAGUCUUCCAUUAAUGGAAUCAGGAAAGAUUCUCCCUGGAGUAAAGGUUAUCAUAACUAACCCAGAGACAAAAGGCCCGCUGGGAGAUUCACACCUUGGAGAGAUCUGGGUGAGCAGUCCACAUAAUGCCACUGGGUACUACACGGUUUACGGUGAAGAGUCCUUGCACGCUGACCACUUCAACGCCAAACUCAGUUUUGGAGAUACACAGACUUUGUGGGCACGGACUGGAUAUCUUGGAUUUCUUCGUAGGACUGAACUGACUGACGCAACUGGAGAACGUCAUGACGCCCUGUAUGUGGUGGGAUCCUUGGAUGAGACUCUGGAGCUGAGAGGAAUGCGUUAUCAUCCAAUUGAUAUUGAGACCUCAGUGCUCAGAACACACAAGAGCAUUGCUGAAUGUGCUGUCUUUACGUGGACCAACCUGCUUGUUGUUGUGGUUGAAUUGGAUGGUUCUGAGCAGGAAGCACUGGACCUGGUUGCCUUGGUUACCAAUGUUGUUUUAGAAGAACAUUACCUGAUUGUAGGAGUGGUGGUUGUGGUGGACCCUGGGGUGAUUCCCAUCAACUCACGUGGUGAGAAGCAGAGGAUGCACCUUCGGGAUGGUUUCCUAGCUGAUCAGCUUGAUCCCAUUUAUGUGGCCUAUAACAUGUGAGCGCAGUGCUCUGACUGCCUAUUGCUACUGCUGCCUCAGUGACAGUAUUUGCCGGUGCCAUGAAUGUCCACGUCGAUCUUGUAUGCUGCACUAAGAAUGAGAACGAAGAGAAAGCCAGACCAUGCUGGGAGGCGAUGCUGCGUGCAUUAAAGCCAUAUGUCCAGUAUGAUCUGUCAUCCAUUUCUCAUGAUGAUGUUCUGCAGAGCUCCAAAGGCUGUCGCAUCAAAAGACAGCAGGCUAGCCUACUACACCACUGCUGGUGCCAUAUUAAAUGUGAAGUAGUGUUCUAGAAACGCCACUGUAUCACAACACAUUCAACAGACUACACAACUGUAAUGGGGACAUAUCUUGUUCAUACAUCCUUAGACUUCCUACAAGAAUGGGAGGCGAAUAAGUUCUGAGUUUUGAGUCACCAGUGUUACCAUUUUCUUAAACCCCUGCUUUUCUCCACAGUAUGUAUCAUCACACUCUUGUGUGGCUGUGGAUUUGGAAGUUCUUUUUAAAACCUAUUUAUUCUGGAUAUAAUUGGAUAAAUGGACAGGUGAUCUAUCCAAGAGCCAGGUGUGGGGGUGGGGCAGGCAUUUUAAAGUUGUUGGCAUCCUCAAGCUAAUCCACUGUUCAUGUCGCUGAGAAGUAAAGGAAGAAUGAUUGAGGACAAUGCUUAUGUUGAGUUCUGAGUUGUCCUGUGAUGUUCGCACUAACGGCUUAUGAGUGGAACUUUAGAAGAGUUUUAAAUCCCACCCUUUUAUUGUGAUCUGCAGAGCUAGUGAGGAUCUUGCCAACAUUUCAUUGUUGUGAUUGCCCACUAACCAUGAUAAUCUGGACCCAGCAUCAGAAAGCCACAGUCGGACCACCUACCUACAUUAGGAGCAUUAUCUCUCCAGGAAGAAUAAAUAAAAACAAGUAUCCUGUUGUUUUAAUGAAUAUCCUAUCUGAUCCAUUUUUAUAAAAUACUUCCAUUCCAUGUGUCAUUUCAUCUAUCAAUUUCGACUGCAAUAUUGCAUUUUGUAAAAUAGUGAAAGGAUUGGUCGAUGUUAUGUCAGACCUUGAAAUGCUGCAGGAGUCAAUCUACUGUCAUGACGAUAUUCAGAGGGGUCCCUAAUCUUCAGUAGCUUUCCUCAGAAAGUUACAAAGGGUUUGAAUUGGUGUGAAAUGAAACCGAAACCUUUCUGUUUGAUUAUGCCAGUUGCUACAAUUUGCACCAUGUUGCUGGCAUGCACUUGCAUACCCGCUGGCUUUUCAUGCAUUCUUGGUCUUGAGAUAUAACACAACUUGGUGAUUGCAUAAAUAAAGUUAUUUCACACAUUUCCAGCUUUUUCUGCUAAAACAUUUUUAUUCCCCUGAUGGGACCACAACAUAUGAGCAUUCAUUUGGUUUAUUUGUCACAAGUAAGAGCUCCUUAAAUUCUUACUAUGAACAUCCCAAGGAAACCAUUUUACCCUUGUGUUCAUGGCCAUUUAAAAAUUUGUGUUAAGUGAAUAAUCAGCACUGUAUGAGAUUAUAAUGCCUCACAACAUUGUGGUGUUGUAAGUUGAUUGGAGCAUAUUUUCCUUUUAAGGAUUCAAGAUUAUUUAAUGUCAUUUCCAGUACACAAAUAUAAUAGAGAACAAAAUGAUUUUUCCUCUGGAUCUGAUGCAGUACAAAACACAAUAAGAUGACAAUUUUUUUAAAAAAUCAUAAUUAUUAUAAAUACAUAAGAUAGCUGAUACACAUUGAUUGUAUGUCCAUAAAGAGAUGCUUGGCACAGGAGUGUAUGUACAUAUGGUGACUCUGAUAGGAGGAAGUAAUAAAAUAGUGGUGGUGGAAUGGGUUACUUGGCGGAGGUGUCAAUCAGCCUUACUGCUUGGGGAAAGUAACUGUUUUUGAGUCUGGUGGUCCUGGCAUGCAUACUACAUUGUUUCCUCCCGUAUGGGAGUGGGACAAACAGUCCAUGAACAGAGUGGGUGGGAUCCUUCAUAAUAUUGCUGCCCUUUUCCACACCUUUCUGUACAUAUAUAUCCUGGUGCCAGUGAUGUGCUGGGCAGUUCUGACUACCUCCUCUAGAGCCUUCCUGUCACUGCAGUGCAGUUUCUGUACCAAGCAGUGAUGCAGCAUGUUAGAAUGUUCUCUGCUGUGCAUCUGUAGAAUGUCAUGAGUACUGAUAUACAUAGUCCAGCUCUCUACAACCUCCUCAGAAAUUGAAGGCUUUUGUGAACUUUAUUGAUUGUGUAGGAUGUGUUCUGAGACUAUGAGAGGUUAUGUGAGAUGUGCACUCCCAGGAGUUUGAAACUGCUCCCAAUUUCCACUGCUGUGCUGCAGAUGUAAGGAGGACUGUGAGUUCUCCUGAAGUUGAUAACCAUGUCCUUUGUCUUGUUGAAGUGAUCUAUAACUUACUAACAAAACAGGAACAUCAACACAAAUUUGAACUGCAAUACAGAUGUCAGAAAUUGGAAGUCUUGGGCUAACCGGAUAUUUAAACAGAAUUCUUGUGUUUGAUGAGGGAUUUGCAAUGGGAUAUUGCAGUCCGCUGUUAAGCUUGUGCUAGCAAUGUGGAGGAACCAUUCAGCAGGACCUGAAAAUCAAGGCUGAAAACUGCAGAUACUGGAAAUCUGAAACAAAAGCAGAUUCCUGAAAUAGCUGGUUGGACAACAUCCGUGGAAAGAGGAACAGUCAACAUUUCAUGUUCCAUUUUUAUUUUAGAUUUCUAGCACUCAGUAUUUUUGAAUCUCAUUUACUUUGAGCUCAGUGACCCUACAUCACAUUUGUCACUUUCUCCGUUGGCUGUUUCUUUCUCCAUAUACUUUUUAACCUGAUAAGUACUUCCGUCAUUUUCUAUUUUUACUUUAGAUAUUUUAGUUAUCGCUUUGCAUUUGAGGCGGUAGUAUUUUUUAAAAUAUGUUCUAAGUCUGGGGUGACAAUUACUGAAAUUUUUUUUAGCCUCUGUUGUAACUUUUUUUGUGUGUGGAAUGGAAGGCUUCUCUGGCAUGGCCAAAAUUUAUUGUCUCUCUGAUUGCCCUUAAGGUGAUGGUGAGACAGUGCCUUAAAUUACUGUAGUCCUUCUGAUGAAGUUGCUGAAACAGUGCUAGGAUUUAGAAUUGUUCCUAGAGUGAUAUAAUUCCAAGUUGGCAUGAUUCCAAAGGAUAGAAGCAGAAUUUACAGGGGAUGGUGUUUCCAUGCAUCAGUGACGCUUUCUAAUAAUUUAUCAUAAAUUUGGUAGAUGCUGUUAAAAUAGCAUAGCAAGUAAAUUGUAGUACAUUAGUGUGCUAGUGGUGAAUGAAUGAAAUGUUUGUGUGGGUGAAUUAAGUGUCCAAAAUAUUAGGUGUGUUUUGUCUGGGAUGAUGUCAAGCUGCUUGAAGGUUAGAGUUUCACUUUUUUGAGCAAGUUGAGAGUAUAAUAUCACAAUCUAGAGACAUGCCUUGUAGGUGGAUAGAAAGGCCUCAUGGAGUUGUAAGGUGAGUCACUUGUCACAGGAUUGCUAUUCUGGCUAGUACGCUGUCUAAAUGGCUGGUCUUGUUAAUUUUCUGGUAAAUCAUUAUCAUCAAGAAGUGGGACAAUUCAGUGAGAGUAACACCGAUGAAUGAAAGAAUGCUUUUCUGGAACAUCUUGUUGGAACUACUCUUUCCUGACACCUGGAGCACAGAUGAAUGGCCUUUAUAGUCAAUCUGAUAUGAUUGUCCUAAAAUUGAGAGCAUGAGAGAAGCAUUAAAUACAGAAGAGAGCAAGAUCGGCAUGGACAUGAGGAGGUCUCUGUGCUGAAGAUGAUACCUGCAACAUGUCUUCAGCGAGCACUUCUGCCUCAAUGAUGUACAAGCCAAAAGGGGUUAGGAGCUUUGUGCUGGCUUGGGUAAAGGACUGAAGAAGAUUACUUCCAGUUUGGCAGGUUAGUACCGAUAUUAGUAAUGGAUCCCAGCUUCUGUAAAUUAAAGGACAGUUUUCUGAUGGUGCAAAAAUUGGUAAAAGUGAGCUAUGAGCAAGUCUUAGUCAAUUGUGUGAUCACAAUUCUAUCUCCUUUACCAUAGCUUUGGAGAGGGAUACGAACAGACAAGUUAGGGAAAUGUUUAAUUGGAGUAAGGGGUAAUAUGAUACUAUCAGGCAGGAACUUGGAAGCAUAAGUUGGAAACAUGUUCUCAGGGAAAUAUACGGAAGAAAUGUUGCAAAUGUUCAGGGGAUAUUUGUGUGGGGUUCUGCAUAGAUACAUUCCAAUGAGACAGGGAAAGGAUGGUAGCGUACAGGAACCAUGGUGUACAAAGGCUGUUGUAAAUCUAGUCAAGAAGAAAAGAAGAGCUUACGAAAGGUUCAAAAAACUAGGUAAUGAUAGAGAUCUAGAAGAUUAUAAGGCUAGUAGAAAGGAGCUUAAGAAAGAAAUUAGGGGAGCCAGAAGGGGCCAUGAGAGGGCCUUGGCGGACCAGAUUAAGGAAAACCCCAAGGCAUUCUGCAAGUAUGUGAAGAGCAAGAGGAUAAGAAGUGAAAGAAUAGGACCAAUCAAGUAUGACAGUGGAAAAAUGUGUAUGGAACCGGAGAAGAUGGCAGAGGUACUUAAUGAAUACUUUGCUUCAGUAUUCACUAUAGAAAACGAUCUUGGUGAUUGUAGGGAUGACUUGCAGCAGACUGAAAAGCUUGAGCAUGUAGAUAUUAAGGAAGAGGAUGUGCUGGAGGUUUUGGAAAGCAUCAAGUUGGAUAAAUCACCAGGGCCGGAGAGGAUAUACUCCAGGCUACUGUGGGAAGCGUGAGCGGAGAUUGCUGAGCCUCUAGCAAUGAUCUUUGCAUCAUCAAUGAGGACGGGAAAGGUUCCACAGGAUUGGAUGGUUGCGGAUAUUGUUCCCUUAUUGAAGAAAGGGAGUAGGGAUAGCCCAGGAAAUUAUAGACCAGUGUGUCUUUCUUCAGUGGUUGGUAAGUUGAUGGAGAAGAUCCCGAGAGGCAGGAUUUAUGAACAUUUGGAGAGGCAUAAUAUGAUUAGGAAUAGUCAGCAUGGCUUUGUCAAAGGCAGGUCAUGCCUUACGAGCCUGAUUGAAUUUUUUGAGGAUGUGACUAAACACAUUGAUGAGGGUAGAGCCGUAGAUGUAGUGUAUAUGGACUUUAGCAAGGCAGUUGAUAAGGUACCCCAUACAAGGCUUAUUGAGAACAUAAGGGGGCAUGGGAUCCAAGGGGACAUUGCUUUGUCGAUUCAGAACUGGCUUGCCCACAGAAGGCGAAGAGUGGUGGUAGACAUGUUAUUUUCUGCAUGGAGGCCAGUGACCAGUGGUGUACCUCAGUGAUCUGUUCUGGGACCCCUACUCUUUGUGAUAUUUAUAAAUGACCUGGAUGAGAAAGUGGAGACAUGGGUUAGUAAAUUUGCUGAUGACACAAAGGUUGGAGGUGUUGGUGGAUAGUGUGGAGGGCUGUCAGGGGUUACAUGAGGACAUUGAUAGGAUGCAAAACUGGGCUGAGAAGUGGCAGAUGGAGUUCAACCCAGAUAAGUGUGAGGUGGUUCAGUUUGGUAGGUCAAAUAUGAUGGCACAAUAUAACAUUAAUGGCAAGACUCUUGGCAGUGUGGAGGAUCUGAGGGAUCUUGGGGUCCAAGUCCAUAGGACACUCAAAGCUGCUAUGCAGGUUGACUCUGUGGUUAAGAAGGCAUAUGGAGCAUUGGCCUUCAUCAAUCGUAGGAUUGAGUUUAAGAGCCGAGAGGUAAUGUUGCAGCUAUAUAGGACCCCACUUGGAGUACUGUGCUCAAUUCUGGUCACCUCACUACAGGAAGGAUGUGGAAACCAUUGAAAGGUUGCAGAGGAGAUUUAUAAGGAUGUUGCCUGGAUUGGGGAGCAUGCCUUGUGAGAAUAUGUUGAGUGAACUUAGCCUUUUCUCCUUGGAGCGACAGAGGACGAGAGGUGACCUGAUAGAGGUGUACAAGAUAAUGAGAGGCAUUGAUUGUGUGGAAAGUCAGAGGCUUUUUUCCAGGGCUGAAAUGGCUAGCACAAGAGGGCAUAGUUUUAAGGUGCUUGGAUGUAGGUACAGAGGAGAUGUUGGGGUAAGUUUUUUAUGCAGGGUGUGCUGAGUGCAUGGAAUGGGCUGCUGGCGGCGGUGGUGGAGGGGGAAAUGAUAGAGUUUUAUAAGAGACUCCUGGAUGGAUACAUGGAGCUUAGAAAAAUAGAGGGCUAUGGGUAACCUAGGUAGUUCUAAGGUAAGGACAUGUUCGGUACAGCUUUGUGGGCCAAAGGGCCUGUAUUGUGCUGUAGGUUUCCUUAGUUUCUAUUCUAUGGCUAUAUUUAAGUGAAGUCACAAUUAGAUGUUCAUACUGAUGUUCUACCAGUCCUGCUGCAACCAGACACUGAUAGUAUUGAACAAUGAUGCAAUUAACAGAAAAGAUGAUUUGCACCAUCUUCAGAGCAGAAUUCAGAAAAGGUAAAGUUGAAGUUUUUUUUAAGAGAUACAGCAUGGUAAUAGGCUCUUCCAGCCUAACAAAUCCACAUCACCCAAUUACACCCAUGUGACCAACUAAUCUACCAACCCGUACAUCUUUGGAAUGUGGGAGGAAACUGGAGCACCCGGGAAAAAACGCCUCAUCGUCAUGGGGAGAACAUACAGACAGUAGUGAGAAACAAACACUACUGUAAUAGUGUUACGCUAACCGCUAUGCCACAGUUCCAUGGUAAUAUAUACCGACUUUUACAGAUAUCUUAAGUCAAAAGUGCAGAAUAGAUUAUCAAUCUUGGCAUUGUCACUGAACCUUGCACUCAGCAAAUACAUUCAUUUCACAUAAUAUCUAGAACCAGCACACUGCACUGUGUAUGGCCAAAGAAAUAGGCUUUAAAAAGAUCCCAGCUGCAUACCAAAUGUGCUAUAGGCUUCAUUGUGUCUUUUAGUCCAGUUGUUCCAGUACAUGUAAGGCUUUAACAUCUGCCUUAAAAGUAGAUGAUUUCAAAGUUAUGUCCAGACCAAAUCUAAUCCGUUACCACCUCAUGAGUCAACUCAAUCAACAAACUGGGGGAAUUGCUUGACAGUGUUAUCAAGAUGCACUUCUAAACAGCAUAUGAAGUCAGUGUGGGAUUCCUAGCAACCUUUGCCUAAACAUGAACAGAAGUCAGAAUUCUAAAGGUGUGUGUGAUGCCAGUCAACAGCAAGGAGCACAUACAAAUUGAAGUUAGCAGGAUUUGUACAGAGUAUCUUCAACUGCAUUAAAGAAUUGAUUGUACUUAUUGGAGGCCGAUUAUCAUUGACCCCUGAUUGCCUAAGGAUGCUGUCAUAGGUCCAAUCAGUUGCUGCCUUAUCAGUGACCCUGCCUUCAUCCAAGGUAAAAAAAAAGAGGAUGUACACUUUACACUUCUGGCUACUCAAUACCUUAAGUCAGAAGCUAGGUAUUCCAUAGUAGCCAUCCCACUCAACAAAGGUCUCAAGUGUCUGCAAGCAAACAUGUAGUGUUCACUAUUUUCCUCUGUAAAAUUUAAUUCUAUAACACUUCUUCCACAACACGCAGGACAAUAUAGCCAUUCAAAGCCUAAAUAUUCAUUCCCAUUAGCAAAAGUGCCCAGUGUCUAAAAGUCACUGCUGAAACUUAUGAGGACUUUAGCAGAAUCUCUCAAACCUCUAGGAGAACUGGCGUCCACUUUUAAAAUAUUGUCUAUCUAAUGUAGUGGCAGCAGUUUAUUUUUCUCCUGAGAGUGGUAAGUCUUUGGAAUUCUCUUCCUCACAAGGUGAUGGAUGCAGAUGUUUAAAAUAUUUUUUUCUGACAUAAGCUGGUGCCUGGAUAAGCAAGGGGGUGAAAGGUCUCUACAAGUAGAAGAAAAUGGGGAAUUGAAAUUACAUGCAGAUUUUUUGAAUGGCAGAACAUGCUUAAGGACUUCUAUAUCUAUCUGCUAACUUAAAUGCUCAUCAUCCACCUACAGUAUGCUGGUUAUUGAAACAAUCUGUCCCAAAUUCUUCUCCUCCACUUAAAGUGGGUAUGGACGAGAGAUUCCAAGCAGUCACUGGGAUUGUUGCUUUCUUCAAGGAGACUUUGAAUAUACCUUUGAAUAUUUUCCUCUGUCUGGUUGAUAAUGUCUUUGCAUGACAGAUACUUGCCUUCAAGAGGUAGCUUCUGAGAUGCGGGAAGUAUGGGAAAUGGUAUAGUUUUCCAUAUUUCACCAGGAACCUUUAUCAUCAGAGGACAUGUGGUGCAGAGGGGAUAGUUUGGUAGGGAAUCAUAGUCUGUCAAAUGUUGAAUGUAAGGCUUAGGCUCUCACGCUUCAAAGAAUAAAUGGAUGAUCCAUCAUUAAUUCAUUUGUUCCCAUGUAGUCUAAAUUUUAAUUAUUUAGCUUUUGAGUUCUUUACUCUUUUGAACAAACUGGAUAUGGAAUUUUCUUGUAAACGUAAAAAGGGUCAUGGUUUCUCCCAUGGUCCACUUGCCACUCCUAUCAGAUUCCUUUUUCAGCCCAUUACCUUUUCUGCCUAUCACCUCCCUGCUUACUUUAUCUUCCCUCCUCCACACACCUGACUUCACCUAUCACCUUCCAGCUUGUACUCCUUCCCCUGCUCCCACCUGCUUGUUCUGGCUUUUCCUCCUUUUCGAUCCUGAUGAAGGGUCUCAGCCUGAGAUGUCGACUGUUUAUUCCCUUCAAUAAAUGCUGCCCUACCUACGGAGUUCUUCCAGCAUCUUGUGUAUGUUACUCUGGAUUUCCAGCAUCAGCAAGAUCUCUUGUUUUUAUUAUUGUAGAGGGGAGCCAUUCAAUAAUCUUGUACUUGUGGGAUAGAUGUUGUCCUUGAGCCCUGUGGUACGUGCUUCAGGCUUUUGUAUCUUUUACCUGAUUGGAGGGGUGAGAAGAGAGGAUGUCUGGGUGCACCUCAACCUUUAAGGUUUUAACUAUUUCAUCUGCUCCCUUUCCUGGACCACUGCUUCCUCUGCCUUGACAGUGUUCUGUUUCAUGCAGUUUUCAUGGACCUGCCUUAAGUAAUAAUACUUAAAAAAAAGUCAUGUCAAUAGUUUUUCAACUUCAAAAGGUACUUAACGCAAUCUAUAAUAUACAUGUACAGUAUUUGCAUUCAAUGGUCAAAACCUUGUUUCACUCUCUGCUUUCCUUCAUAGUCAUUGAACCAUACUGAUUUUUUUUUAGUUCAACACUGUCAUCACAUGCUAGAUAAAGGCAGGUGAAUCUGUUUGUUCUGUUUGACAAAAUGGCUCUCCAGGUUGUGGAAACUAUUUGGAGCCAGAAGUGACAGAUACAUAUAGGUGGUGACCGAAGGGGGUACCUAAUGUGUUUUUCACCCACCAUAGGUAACUACAAUUUACUUCAUACCCUGUAAGUGAUUACACAUUUUUCACAAAAAAAGUCACAGUAAAAUAACCAAAUUAAAUGUACUCAGAAUGAAAUGGCCAUUAAGGAGUUAAACAUACAUUUACCACUGUGCGUAUAAUGUUUCUUAAUUAUGAAAUCUUGGUAGAAUUAAUGAGUAUUCUAAGCACAUUAAAAACUGAUCUGUGACUAAGGUAACUUGCACAAUACAUCUUAGCUGUUUAAAAAUGUUGUCCUUUACUCACCAGAAACAGAAAUAGCCUUGUUUAAAAUUGCUGUAUAAAGACAGUAUGUCUGCAAUAUUAGUUCAAACAAAUCAAUUUUAAAUCUUUUUGGCCUUGAUCCUUGCAGAUUGUUGUAAAAGCCCUUGUGAUCUUAAGGGGUGGAGUAUAUUUACUGCUUGCUCCUUACAGAAAGUAUUAAGAGCAGGCAGUAUAUUUUUCAGCUUAAACAGCUGCAAGUUUACAUGUGAAGAAUUGUCAUAUCCCUUUACAAUUGUGUGAAUUGAGAGUGACAUGUCUUGGCUUAUGGAAUGUUAAGGUGUUUUCAUCCGGUUAAAUUCAGUGCUCUCAAUUAUUCUUAUUUUCUCAGUGACGCCAAAUCCAGGUAGAAGUUCACUGCGUGUGAAUUUAAGUAGCAUUCUGAUUUGAAAAGUUUAUUUGAAAUUAUGUGAUUAAAAUGAAUGAUGACAACAUGAUCUAUUUUUUGGAUAAAUAUGUUUCAAAACCAUUAUAGAAUUGUCAUUGUCCCAAGACCUCAAAAUGUGGGUUCAGGCAGGGUCAUUGCCAGGUGUCUUCUAGGAAAGCAGCACAUUUUAAAUGUACUUUCAUCUAUAAGAUAGUAUAGUUGUAUAUAAUUGGUGUGCAUAGCCUUUUUCAAACAGCUUGACAAUUACUGCUGAUCAUAAAUCCAUAAUAAGCUCAGAUAAUGUGGCACAGUAUGCAAAAUUUCACAUAUACUUUAUUUUAACAGUCUGGAAAGUAGAAAUAUGUGCUGGUCCUGAUUUUUACAACCUAAAACAAACAAAUGUAUUUCUAAUAAUAUUGUAUAGAACCAGAAAUAGAUUACAAAAUCUUUAAUGUUUCCAUAACAUUUAUAUUAAACUUUGGGAUAUGGACAUCAAUGGCAAAAUUCCACUUCCUCCUCUUCCUGGUAUCCUUGGAAAAACUGCUGAGUCUUCUGCUGAACACUUGACUGUCCUUGUGAUUAUUGUUCCUCCUUGCUCAGUGUGAACACUAUUAAAACUGCAAGAUAGUAGUCUUCAAAUCCCGCAGUGCUCUUGGACCAUCUCACCACAUCUCCCUCAUUCUUUUUCCCCUCUGUUACCACCAACCUCAGCAAUCUCCAGUCUUCUAGCUCUCUGAGAUAUGUGUACUUCUUCAUUUCUGGCUUUUUGAUCACCUCUGAAUUUAAUUGA